Molecule: messenger RNA, 582 nt
Organism: Rangifer tarandus platyrhynchus (Svalbard reindeer)
Lineage: Eukaryota; Metazoa; Chordata; Mammalia; Artiodactyla; Cervidae
Source: the annotation of a GenBank genome assembly
AUGUCUGUCGGUGGCACCCACCAGCCAGAGCAGAUAUAUGGUCCCACCUCUCUGCUAGAGGGUGGAUGUCAGAGAGGCACAGCUAUCAGCUGGCCCAAGGCCCUAUGGCUCAGAUCUCCUCACUGCAAAGAACAGAAGAACAGAAAGAGGAUGGAGGCGGCAAAGGCCAGCGUGGGAGUCCAGGAAACCAGCUGUCAUUUGCCCCCACUGCCGUCCGUCCUGGAGAGGGGCCGUGGAGGAGGCAGUCCGGGGACUAGCUGGAAGUGCUCCCAGACGCGGUGCUGGCUGGGCACGCUGGGCUACGCCCCUGCCAUCCUCCCCCCCGAUGCCCCACCAGCCACGGCAUCCGGCACCAGGCCGUUCAGGGUGAGCUCGGUGCUCAAGAGAGACCAGACCAACAUACAGACUCAGAGGCGACCUCGGAGGCUGCGCCCUGGUGUUCAGGCAGAGGAAAGAGAGGACCAACGUGUCCAAGGACGUUUACGGAGCAGCGGCUCUGCUCCAGGGGCUGGGGGAUGCAAGAAUGAAGAUGUGCUCACGGUCCUCGGGAAGCCGCCCGCCGCCCCCCGAACCCUGCACUGA